Molecule: messenger RNA, 153 nt
Organism: Dictyostelium discoideum AX4
Lineage: Eukaryota; Evosea; Eumycetozoa; Dictyosteliales; Dictyosteliaceae
Exons: 2
Coding region: 1-153 (50 amino acids)
Source: RefSeq, a predicted model, not a curated record
AUGAGUGCAAUGACAAUUUUGGAUUGCAAAUAUUGCUCCAGUUUACAAAAACAUAAAGCAAGAGGUGUUUAUAUGGAGUAUGAAACUAUAAAGAUGGCGUGUAAAGAAUUAAAAUUUAAUAUUUGUGCUGAUCAUUCAACACCUAAACAAUAA